Molecule: messenger RNA, 795 nt
Organism: Plasmodium cynomolgi strain B
Lineage: Eukaryota; Apicomplexa; Aconoidasida; Haemosporida; Plasmodiidae
Exons: 2
Coding region: 1-795 (264 amino acids)
Source: RefSeq, a predicted model, not a curated record
AUGAGUAACAUUCUGAAUACUAGUGCCACUUGCCUGCACAAUUUUUUAAUCCAAAUGAAGAACUUAACUUCGAGACAAUCAUUACGCUCUUACCUCGUAAUAUAUAAUUUCCUCCUCAUUAUAUUUCUAUUAUUUUUGCUAAUAAAAUGCAGGAAUAAAUGUAGACGCACCAAAAGGCUAGACCCCUCUCCACGAGUUGCACACAAGCAGGUGGAUGCUCAUCCCACGGAGGAGAGUAGCAAAGAGGGGGGACAAAGCCAAAACAACGGGGGGAGUAAAAGACGGGGUGGGAGCAAAACCAGAAAUGGAAACCAAAGAGGGAAUGGAAACCAAAGUGGGGAUAAAAACCAAAGCGGUGAUAGAAACCAAAGCGGGGGUAGAAACCAAAGCAGGGAUAGAAACCAAAGCAGGAAUGGAAAUCAAAGCGGGAAUGGAAACCAAAGUAGGGGUGGAAACCAAAGCAGGAGUGGGAGCAAACGGAAGGCGCAAAUCACAAAUAAGAGUCGCGCAACAAGCAAGGGACGAGCCAACAGCAAAGCACAAAAUAAUGGUAAAGGGAGAAACGCAAGCAAAGGGAAAAAAACUACAAAGGGAAACCCCAAUAGAAGCACCGACUUCGAACAAGAACAAAACGUGGCGAGCACAAUAAACAGCUUAAGGUCCAGAGCGAGCAAUCAAAAGGAUAAUGCCCAACGAGAAAACUCCCCUAUAAAUACAAAAUCAAGUAGAAGAACAGGAUUAGAAAUGGCACAAAUGAAUAAAAUGGUGACAUCCAAUUCUAUAUUCGCCUUUUGA